Messenger RNA from Oreochromis aureus, 1634 nucleotides. Its product is annotated as CD226 antigen-like. The coding region runs from base 186 to 1118 and encodes 310 amino acids. The transcript is spliced from 4 exons. The record is from RefSeq and is a predicted model, not a curated record. Lineage: Eukaryota; Metazoa; Chordata; Actinopteri; Cichliformes; Cichlidae.
GAUCGAUCGUCGGUGUGUGAGAGAGGAGUCGGACAUUUUGGCAUCGAGCGAGUAAAACUUUAUUUUAACCUUAAACUUUAUCUCAUGAUGUCAGGUUUAAACUCAGGUAUUCUGUGAAAAUACCAACAGAAUCAGACUUUUAUCACCAUUAAAGUGUCGGAUCAUCUGACCUUGAGAACACAGACAUGCCCGCUGUGACUGUGUGGCUCUGCUCCACGUUGCUGUUUGUCGGAGUCUUCCUGUUUGUCUCUGCAGAUCAGACAAACAUCACAGCUGAGUCUGGACAGAACAUCACUCUGACAUGUCGAGCUCCAAACAACAACAUCAUAGUGUUAGAGUGGACGAGAGCUGAACACGGAGCUAAUUAUGUCUUUUUGUACCGGGAUGGGCGUUUUGAUCCAGCCAACCAGGAUCCAUCUUUUAAGAAUCGGGUGGAUCUGCAGGACAGACAGAUGAAGGAUGGAGACGUGUCUUUGAUUCUAAGGAAUGUGAACACUGCUGAUACUGGAACAUACAAAUGUCAUGUCUUCAUGAGAGAAACACGCUUAUGGCAGCUCAGCUUCAUCUACCUGACUGUUGUUGAUCCUCCAGACCAGAAAACCAUCACAGCUGAGUCUGGACAGGACGUCACUCUGACAUGUCGAGUUCCAAACAACAACAUUGCAAAGUGGAGCAGAGCUGACCUGGAGCCAGAAUAUGUGCUUUUGUACCGGGAUGGAUACUUUGAUCCAGCCAACCAGCAUCCAUCUUUUAAGGAUCGGGUGGAUCUGCAGGACAGACAGAUGAAGGAUGGAGACGUGUCUUUGAUUCUGAAGAAUGUGACAAUUAAUGAUAGUGGAACAUAUGAGUGUCGUGUUUUCAUUGAAGAAACACGCUCAUGGAAGAACAGCGUCAUCAUCUACCUGACUGUUGUUGAUCCUCCAGGUCAGCCAAGAGGACACAGAGAGGAUCGAGGGAACACAGAUGCAGUGAAAAAGGAUGGAUCUGACGGACUGAUUGUUGGUUUGUCCCUUUGUGCUGUGCUUCUUGUUGCUGUUUUUGUUUUUCUGAUCUACAGAAAACAGUGUCGAGAUUCAAAUGAGCGUCCUGCUGAGAUUGCAAUACCUCUUCAAACUUAAGAUCAUCUCUCAUGAAAAUAAGAUUGUAUUAUAUUGUUGUGGUGGGAUGUGCUCAGGUGGGCCAUGGCAGGGGAGGCAGAUGCACCUGAGCGGCUUACAGUCUGAAUUGUCUGUGUUGUUGUUGUUGGGGAAGUAUUCAGCUGUAAGCUGGAAAACUAAAGCUCUGUGUUUGUGUGAAAAGUGACAGCAACCAAGAGUAAUGAAUGAAUGCUGAAAAGCAUUAAUUCGUCGACAGGUCAGCCAAGGGAUGAGCUGGCCCAAAUUAUGGACAUGUUGAGGGAGCAGGACGAGACUGAGUGCCACACUCAGACAAUCGAGCAGCUGGCAGCUCAGAUCGGUUCCUGGCUGGUGCUGCCACCUGCAACCCUUGACCGCAGAGGGAGUUGCAGAAGGCAGAGUGGCAAGAAGAAAGCCAUUGUUAACAGAAAACCAUAAGAAGUCCCGUUUGCAGUUUGCCACAAGCCAUGUGGGGGACACAGCAAACAUGUGGAAGAAGGUGCUCUGGUCAGAUGAGAC